GAGGACUGGGACCAGAGACGAGCCCAGAACCAGCACCAGAACCUACAGCAGACACCAGAGCAGCAGACAGUAUGCAGUGUGUACGUUGUCCCGCCUUCUUCAUCCUCGUGGGGUUGGUUCUGUGCGGUCCGGUUUUCUCUCAGCCCGACAGAGAUCAGGACCAGUACCAGAACCAAGACCUGGACCUGGAACUGCAUCAUCGCCGGCUGCUGCAAAAAGCCCGGAGUGCCGGACUCCUUACACAGGAGUGGAGUAAACGUGCGGCGCAGGACCUGCUGUCUCAGGACCUGCUGUCUCAGGACCUGCUGUCUCAAGACCUGCUGGCUCAGGACCUGCUGUCUCAGAUGUCUCUGCCUAAGGCCGACGCCCAGAGGGAUGCUGAGAUGGUUUCCACGGCGACAGGAGGAAGGAUGAACCUGGAGCGGUCCAUCGAACCC
Molecule: messenger RNA, 437 nt
Organism: Paralichthys olivaceus (Japanese flounder)
Lineage: Eukaryota; Metazoa; Chordata; Actinopteri; Pleuronectiformes; Paralichthyidae
Source: RefSeq, a predicted model, not a curated record